Molecule: messenger RNA, 1335 nt
Organism: Metarhizium acridum CQMa 102
Lineage: Eukaryota; Fungi; Ascomycota; Sordariomycetes; Hypocreales; Clavicipitaceae
Source: RefSeq, a predicted model, not a curated record
AUGUGCUCUCUUGACGACUCUGCUGGCCUGUUCAGCGAUCCCUUUGCUGCUCCGCAGGUUGUGAACCCCCGUCAAAGCAAAGCCCUUGACAGUUUCUACGCCUCCUUCUUCAAGGGCCAUCCAUUCGUGCUACCAAAAGCUCGCCUCGUCAACCAGUUUGACAAGGAUCCGGAAUCAGUGGCCGAUGUAAUAAGGGCGAUGACCUUCAUUGGCGCGCUGUAUCUCCUGGAUCCUGCGUCGCAUGCAUACCGGGCCGCCGUUGAGACAGCGAUUGCUAACCGUCUCCCACGAAAUGGAUUUAGUGUGCAGUGCCUCCUGCUAUAUGCCGGCGCCCUCGAAUGGAGUGGCGAACAAGACUUUGCGCGUAGCACCAUGGAUAAGGCCAAGUCGAUGGCUCUAGCUAUCGGACUACAAUCGCAGCGGUUUGCAAGUGAGCAUAGCGAUGGCUGUUUGGUGUUGGCGGAGAGCUGGAGACGGACAUGGUGGGAAUUGUACGUUAUCGAUGCCAUCUUCGCAGGGAGUCGACAUUUACCUACCUUUGAGUUGUGGCAUGCCGAGUACGACGCCGAUUUGCCCUGCGAAGAAAUGGAUUACAUCCAAGGCAACAUUCCCCCACCGCGGACACUUGCAGAGUACGAUAAUCGUGCGUUUGAAGAUAGUGGCAGUUUGUUCUCUUCAUUUGCCUAUCUUAUAGAUGCUUCACGAAUGCUGGGCACCGCGUUACCGACCGUGGACGAGGAAGGAGAUGAGAUCACAUCGCAGGUCAAGAAUGCCGAGGCCAACAUUACGAGUUGGCAUUUGUAUCUUCCCGAGAGGAAGAAAGAGCCUGUGCAACCAGACGGAUCUGUUGACGAGAUCAUGUUCCGCGCCCACAUGUUGCUCAAUACAUAUGCCCCGCCUCAAAAUGUCAGCGUCCUAGAAGUCUUCAACGAGCGUCACACGAUGCAGGCCGUCAAUGCCUCCAAAGCGUCUGUCGAACUUUUCACACUCUCUGCAUCUCCGACAACCCACACUCCGUUCAUCAUGUGUAUGGGAUCGAUGGCUGCAGCAACGCACAUAUCUGCUUGGGAGUACUACCUGAAGGGGUCUGAGUAUGCUCAUGCCAAGGAUCGUGUUCGUGUCUUCCUCGGCGCGUUGAGAGCUUUCGAGGACAUAUGGCCCCAAGCAAGGAAGUGGUCCGGGGAGGUCAAGCUCAUGGCUAAGGCAGUCUUCGAUAGCAGGGGAAAAAACGGGGAGCUCAUCAUGCAGAAUCGACAGGACGGCGUCAGCAGCGGGCUCGGAGCUGGCGUUGCUGGAUUGGAUUUGGCCUUGUUGAGUAGCUGCUUUGAGGGUUGA